Messenger RNA from Styela clava, 6302 nucleotides. Lineage: Eukaryota; Metazoa; Chordata; Ascidiacea; Stolidobranchia; Styelidae. The record is from RefSeq and is a predicted model, not a curated record.
UUAAGCGUCACUGACCGAGAGAAAGUUUGAAGUCUUGGCAAUGAUGGUGCAAUACUCUCUUAUAUCAGCUGAUUUGUAUUCAUGCCCUUGUUAUUCUUGUUGUAUUAUACUAAAUGUCCUAUUUAUUAGUGUGGGAGACAGUGCAAUGAGGCCCGGUCACAUGAAUUUCUCUGUUAGGUGCUGCGAUUACUUUGCGGCAUUGAGUUGCAAAUUGUAGGGAUUUAAUUAUGCUAAUUUAGAAUUGCUAAGAUAUUUAGGUAAGUUUGUAGUUUAGGAAUAUUAAGUAAUUUAGGUUCUAAUUGAGUUGCAUAUGAGGCUAAUCGUAUUUUCUUGUUUUUGUGUCUUGUAGCUAAAUUUAAGUACUGUUGUUGGGUUGGAGACACAAAUAUAUUGUAACCACAUCAUACAAUACACACCAUACAUUUACAUACAGACAUCAAGUUUUUACAUUCACUGUGUUACACUGCCGUUAUACUUGCUGUGGAAAUUUAUCUAUCUACUGUGGAACUUUUAACCUGAUUGUGGAAUUUUACUGGACUGUGACUUGUAUAUACUGUAAAUAUACUUUCAUUACAAGUUCUUUCAUACAAGUUGGAUGUGUUUAUGUGUGCGUUACUACUGUGUCGAGAGUUAGCUACGGAAGUAGAUUGACAAGACAGCCCAAUAAUCAGAAAUAGGACCUGUAGAACCUCUUAACUCUACAUUAAGUUACAAUAUAAGUCUCGACUGUUGUCUCGAAAGUUUAAAGUCAAGUGAAGAUGUCAACUGUUUCUGGAUCAACUACUAAGUCAUGUAUGUCUGAAAGAGCAAAGGCAGAGAAGAGAUUGCGACUUGCAAAUCUAAGAAAGCAACAAAUCCUUAAACAAUCAGAGCUGAAACGUAAACAACUGGAGUUAGAGUCUCAAACUGAGCUGAAACGUAAGCAAUUUGAACUCGAUUCUCAGACUUUAGCAGCUGAAGCAGAUGCUGAAGAAGCUCAAAUUGAGUAUGAUAUGAUGUCAAGUGCUAGCCAUUCAAGACAAGGUUCAGUUAUUGACGGGUCAACAUUUUAUGGAUUUGAGGCUCAAUCUAGUUCUGAGAAAGUUGUCAAGUCAACACCGAUUACUGAUCAUUUGAAGUUAUUAAGUCAAGAUGAUGUGGCUGAUACGUCACUUCCGCCUCCUAUGAAACCAUCAAAUGUGUCGGACUUUGAUCCAGAGAAAGCAAAUAGAAUCUUGCGGCAAAUUUUUACUCCUAUGGCAAAUGAUGACAAAGGAUGUAUGUUGGAUCCGAACGUUCCAUUCAUAUCAAAUGAGAAUCAAGUUCCAUCACCUGCGAAGAAUUUGGUGAGUGAUAUUAUGCAUGAUCAUAGAUUUGAUGCCAGUACAAAUCAGCAUCUCAUUCGCUUGAUUCCCACUGAAGUUGGAAAUGUUCAAACUGAAGUGCCGAAUGUUGAACCUGUAAACAGGUCAGCAGCCCAUGAAAUUAAGAUUGAGUCACCGGGUACUAUAAGAAGCCAUGCUAAGAUGGAAUAUGGUAUGCCGGAUCACACUGUUCAUGCAAUGGCGCAGCUGACGCAAGCUUUACAGGGAGGAAUGCUGAAUGUAGCAAAUAUCAUUAAGCAAGGUUUGAUGUUCCCUCAUAUUAAGAUGACAACAUUUAAAGGAGAAAUUCUUAAAUAUACAGAGUUUGUUCGAGAGUUCAAUACUUUUAUUGGUUCGAGUCAAUUGGAUGUUGCUCAAAAAUUGAAUUGUUUGAUUUCCAAUUGUGAAGGUUCUGCUAAAGAAGCAAUAUUGUCAUGUGGUUCUUUACCUGCAGAAAGAGGUUAUGAACUGGCACGAAGUAUUUUGCAUCGAAAUUAUGGUCAGAGGCAUCUCAUAAUUGAUGCACAUUGCAAUUACUUACUGAAGGAAUAUGAUGCCAGAUGUAGUUUGGAUGAUUUAACUACAUUAAGAAAGAUUGUAAAGAGAUUUCCAAUACAACAUUUAUGGAAAUUUGCUCACAUUGCUAAUGAGAAGUACACCAAUGGAGAUAUUGUCAAUUUUGAUACUCUUCUUACAUUUAUGGAGACAGUUUCAAAUGUGAAUAGAUCUGGAUUUGGUAAGCUUGCACUUGAGACACAUAAAGGAAAGAAAUAUGUUGACAGUCCGAGUCAGCGGGGCAACCGCAGUGUGUCAUCAUUUCUUAUUUCUGAAGAGUCAUCUUCUAAAGCACCCACAGCUGAUCCUAAGUUGAGUAAUGCCACGUUGAGAAAACCACUACGAGAGUGCGUUGUGUGCAAAUCUGAUCAUCAGUUGUGGAGGUGUGAAGAAUUUAAGAAAAGGAAAGCCAAAGAGAUAGCACCAGGUUGCAAUAGAAGACAUCACACACUGUUGCAUGUUAAUAAGAAGCCUGAUUCAGUGAAACCAAAUGGUAGUACAGAUGUGCAAUCACCUCAAGAUGUGAGGUCUAAUGAGGCCGGAGCUACGACCGCCAAUGAGGCCGGUGUAACUUCGACUCAGUUGUGUGCUACUGAAGUUAAACCUGCCACCUUUAUAAGAAGAAAGGUGGUUCCUGUGCGAGUAUGGGGAACCGAUAAUCAAUCAUACGACACAUAUGGAUUCAUUGAUGAUGGCAGUAAUGUUAGCAUUAUCAAAACUGAGCUUAUGAAGAAACUUGGUUUACAAGGCAACAGCGACCCACUCGUAAUUAAGACGUUGGGUGGAAAAAUUGAACAUAAAUCAAGUCCUGAAGUGUCACUGAAUAUUCAAGGACUCAAUGAAACUAGGAUUAUUCAGAUGCAUGGAGUUCGAGUGUUGGACGAUCUUCCCUCGGAUUUGGAAUGCAACAUACCGUCUAAUAGUGCGAUGGCGAAAUACGAAUACUUGAAAGAUAUCAAUUUUCCAAAUGCAAAGAAUGCAAAAGUUGAAGUCCUGAUUGGUGUAGAUGUGCCUGAAGCUCAUGCGUGUUAUGGAAUGCGACGUGGGAGUAAUUCAGAGCCAUUUGCUGUGCAUACUGGUCUUGGAUGGGCAUUAUUCGGGCCAGAUGGUAAAUUUCAUCAACCAAGUGUAAAACAUCUUGAUUGGAUUCAUUUGGAUAAUGAAGAAUUGCAUGUUCAGAUGGAGCAAGCUUUUCGGAAUGAAUUAAAGGAUUCUAAUGUCAGUGGAUUUGACACUUUACCAUCUAUUGAAGACAAACAGGCUUUAAAGAUCAUGAAUGAUUCAAUUUGUAAAGUGAAUGGAAGAUAUCAAGUCAAGAUUCCAUGGAGGUCAUCUAAUAUCGAGUUGCCUGAUAAUAAGCAAGUUGCUGAACGAAGAUUUGAGAAUUUACAGAGACGUUGUGUCAAAGAUUCUGGAUAUUAUGAAAAAUAUAAAGCCAAGAUGGAUGAAUACAUCUCUAAAGGAUAUGCUAGUAAAAUUGAAGACCAAGAUUUGAUACACAAGAAAAAUACAUGGUAUAUUCCUCACCAUGGGGUUGGAGGAAAAUUUCGAAUUGUUUUUGACGCGUCUGCCAAGUGUAACGAUAUAUCAUUGAAUGACAAUGUUUUAAGCGGACCACCGGAAACAAGCAGUUUGUUUGGUGUCCUUACAAGAUGUCGCGAAGAGAAAGUUCUGAUCAUUGGUGAUAUUUCUGCAAUGUAUCAUCAAGUUUUGGUUGCACCGGAAGACAGAGAUUCUCUGCGGUUCCUUUGGUGGCAAGAUGGAGAUUACAAUCAACCAGUUGCAGAGUAUCGUUGGAAUGUUCACAUUUUUGGUGGCUCUUGGGCUCCUAGUGUAUGCUGUUAUGCCCUGAGGAGAGUUGCUGUCGACAAUCGAGAUCACAUGGACAAGGAAACUUUAAGUGCAAUUAAUGAAAAUUUUUACGUCGAUGAUUUGCUUCGGUCAGAGCCAACCGUGGAAGAUGCAGUUCAUCGUAUAAAGGAUUUGUCCUGUCUUCUUGAUGGUUCGGGAUUUCAUCUUACUAAGUUUUUGAGUUCUCAACCUGAAGUUUUGGAAACUAUCUCUGAAGCAGAUAGAUCACCUACUACAAUAAGUUUUAAUUUUGAAGAAAAUAUGUCACAGAAGGCAUUGGGUUUACUGUGGGAUGUAUCUACUGAUGCAUUUCGUUUCGAAGUCAAUAUUGAGCAAAAACCAUAUACAAGACGUGGAUUGUUAGCGAUGCAAGCACAGAUUUUUGAUCCUCUUGGUAUUUUGGGUCCCUUUCUAUUACCUAUGAAGAGAUUACUGCAACAAUUAUGUGCAGAGAAUUUUACCUGGGAUCAACAGUUACCUGAUAAAGCUAUUGAUUUAUGGAAAAAGUGGAUGGUUCAACUUCCUGAAUUUAGAAAAGUUUCUGUGCCAAGAUGGUUCAAAGGCUCCAAAUAUGGUGAUUGUACAAUGCAGUUGCAUACUUUUUGUGACGCCUCUGAAGUUGGUCUGGGAGUUGUGAGUUAUGUUCGAGUUGAAAGCAAGGAUGGCAAUAUACAUUGUGAGUUCAUUGCUGGAAAAUCGCGAGUUGCACCACUGAAGUCCAUUUCAAUUCCUAGACUUGAGUUGUCUGCUGCUGUCAUUGCUGUGAAACUAAGUGCAAUGAUUCAAAAAGAGUCAAAAUAUAAAUUUGAUGAAGUCACAUUUUGGUCUGAUAGUACAUCAGUGCUGCAAUACAUCAAUAAUGUCAAAACAAGAUUUAAAGUAUUUGUUGGAAAUAGACUUUCUGUAAUACAUGAGCAUUCUACACCAAAGCAAUGGAGAUAUGUUGGCACUAAAGAAAAUCCAGCGGACUUGGCAUCAAGAGGAGUCAUGCCUGAGAAGUUAAGCAAGUGUGAUUUGUGGUUCCAGGGUCCUGAAUUUUUAGGAAAGAGUGAAGAUUAUUGGCCAGAAAGACCAAAAGUUUUGCCAAUGGCAAUGAGUGAAGACAAUUGUGAAAUCAAGAAAACACACCAGAUGUUUGCUAUAACACAGGAAACGAUUGAGAAAACACCAGUCUUUUUCACGUUAUUGAAGAGAUAUUCAUCUUGGAGAAAAUUACAGAAGUCAGUUGCAUGGUUGACACGUUUCAAGAAAUGUAUAUUAUGGAAAUUUGGUCAUGCUGAUAAACCUGAAUUUUGUAAGGAAGGUUUAACUGUGGAUGAAAUAAAUGCUGCGACUCAUGACAUAUUACAUCUUGUGCAGAUGGAAAUGUUUUCAGAAGAUGUGUUCAAGUUAGACAAGAAUUCACCAUUGCGAGCUCUAACACCUUGUUUGAUUGAUGGCUUAAUAUGUGUUGGAGGUAGACUACAGCGAUCUACUUUACCUGAUGAAAGCAAGCAUCAAGUCAUCUUGCCAUACAAUCAUCAUGUGACUGAUCUCAUUAUCAAUCAUUAUCAUUUACUGGAGGGACAUAGUGGAACACUGCAUGUCUUAUCUGUUAUUAGACAGCGGUUCUGGAUCAUCAAAGGUCAUUCAGCGGUCAAACGUGUUCUUCGUCAAUGUUUGAAAUGCAAGAAGAGGCGAGCUAAACCAGGUUCGCAAAUCAUGGCACCACUGCCUGAAUUGAGAGUUAAACCAGGAAACCCACCAUUUAGUGUGACCGGUGUGGAUCUUAUGGGAUAUUUUCUCAUCAAAUCUGGUCGAAGUGAUGUAAAGCGAUGGGCUGUGAUAUUUUCAUGCAUGGCAAGUCGAGCAAUUCAUAUUGAGGUCGUGAACAGUUUGAAUACCUCUGACUUUAUCAACGCACUGGAAAGAUUUGUAGCAAGAAGAGGUCCUGUAUUGGAGUUGAUUUCUGACAACGGGUCAAAUUUUACUUCUGCGAAUAAAGAGUUAAAGGAAGGACUGAAACGUUGGAAUCAGUCUGUGCAUGAAAACCUUAGUCGAAAGGGAAUCAAAUGGAAAUUUAACCCUCCUGCUGCGAGUCACUGGGGUGGGUGUUGGGAGAGAAUGAUUCGGUCUUGGAGAAUUCUGAACAAUCGACCGAUUACACCUGUUGGAGACGAUUGCAAAGAUCUUUGUGCAUUAACACCAGCUAUGCUAUUAACUGGUCGUAUCGAUCCUGAUUAUCCAUCAGAUGUUUUUGUUAAAGCAGAUGGAUAUCGAAAGUCUUGGAAAUUGGUGCAGUUACUGGCAAAUCAAUUUUGGUCAAGGUGGACAAAAGAAUAUCUGCAAAUUCUUCAAUCGAAGCAAAAGUGGCAUCAACCAGCAAAGAACUUUUCUGUUGGAGACUUGGUUCUGGUAGUUUACGAAGAUACACCGAGAGGUUCGUGGCCAAUGGCAAUCAUCGAGGAAACGUAUCCAGAUCAAUUUGGUAUGGUUCGACGUGUUCGAGUCAGGACUGCAAAGUCUUCAUAUGUUCGUGAUAUUCGCAAAUUGUGUCAUCUUGAAGCUGUUUAA